Messenger RNA from Acanthopagrus latus (yellowfin seabream), 1485 nucleotides. RefSeq names its product galactosidase, alpha (gene gla). The transcript is spliced from 7 exons. Gene Ontology annotation, biological process: glycoside catabolic process; oligosaccharide metabolic process; glycosylceramide catabolic process. Gene Ontology annotation, cellular component: cytoplasm. The record is from RefSeq and is a predicted model, not a curated record. The coding region runs from base 104 to 1402 and encodes 432 amino acids. Gene Ontology annotation, molecular function: alpha-galactosidase activity. Lineage: Eukaryota; Metazoa; Chordata; Actinopteri; Spariformes; Sparidae.
ACCCAGGUGGACGGGACUAAAGCUUUCAGCAUGAGGAAAUAGAUGCAGAGGGGAAGCAGUCGCGUUGUUUAUCAUCUCUCUCUGAGAUUAGAAGUGAAUUAAAAUGCUCGGAGGUGUGUUUCUCCUCUCGCUCCUCGGCUUCGUGCCUCCUCCUGCUGCCGACGCGCUGGACAACGGUCUGGCUCUGCAGCCCACGAUGGGCUGGCUGCACUGGGAGAGGUUCAUGUGCAACACCGACUGCGACCGGGAGCCCGACAACUGCAUCAGCGAGCGCCUGUUCAUGCAGAUGGCAGAUGUGAUGGUGAAGGAGGGCUGGAAAGAGGCCGGUUACGAGUACGUCUGCAUCGAUGACUGCUGGCCCUCCCACCAGCGCGACGCCCAGGGCCGCCUGCAGGCAGACCCCAAAAGAUUCCCAGGGGGCAUCAAGAAACUGGCCGACUAUGUCCAUUCUCUGGGGCUGAAGCUGGGCAUCUACGCGGACGUGGGGACAAAAACCUGCGGCGGAUACCCCGGCAGCCUGGGCUACUAUGAGACAGACGCUCAGACUUUUGCCGACUGGGAUGUGGAUCUGCUCAAGUUCGAUGGCUGCUACAUGGACUGGACCUUGCUGGGAGAGGGCUACAGCAACAUGUCCAAAGCUCUGAACAAAACCGGGAGAAGCAUCCUGUACUCCUGUGAGUGGCCUCUGUAUGAGUGGCCUCACCAGAAGCCCAACUACAAAGCCAUUCGUGAGACGUGUAACCACUGGCGCAACUUCGAUGACGUGUACGACUCGUGGAGCUCUGUCAAGUCCAUCUUGGCCUGGACCGCUUCUCAUCAAGACAUCAUCGUCCCCGCGGCCGGACCCGGGGGCUGGAACGACCCCGAUAUGCUCGUCAUUGGGAACUUUGGCCUGAGUCACGACCAGCAGGAGUCUCAGAUGGCGUUAUGGGCCAUCAUGGCAGCCCCUCUGCUCAUGUCUAAUGAUCUGAGGGACAUUUGUCCUCGCUCCAAGGGGCUGCUGCAGAACAGACACAUCAUUGCCAUCAAUCAGGACCCGCUGGGCAAUCAAGGAUACCUCACUGCCAAGAUGGACAGUUUUCAAGUGUGGGAGAAGCGGCUGUUGGCGAACCGACAGGCUGUCGCCGUGCUGAACACGCAGGAGAUCGGUGGUGCCAGAGGGUUUUUGCUCCGAGCUGCUCCUGGCUUUAAACUCUGUGACCCCCAGUGUAACGUCACACAGAUCCUGCCUCAGUAUAAGGAACUCGGGGUGCAGGACCCACACACUAAAAUAGUGGUGUCAGUCAACCCUUCAGGCACGGCUCUACUAACCAUCACUCCCAUCAGCAGCGACUCCAGCGCGCCUUACAAACUGCACUGGCAGGACACGUCUGUCCAACGCAAGCACACCAUCACUUUGUAAUCCUCAGGUCACCUUCAGCUGCUUAAACAAAAUGUCCAUGUUUUAAAAUGUGUGCAGGUUUUGCUUUUUAUAAAAUGAGUUAA